Molecule: messenger RNA, 1117 nt
Organism: Dracunculus medinensis (Guinea worm)
Lineage: Eukaryota; Metazoa; Nematoda; Chromadorea; Rhabditida; Dracunculidae
Source: the annotation of a GenBank genome assembly
UGAGAAAUUUUCGCGGGAGAUUAAUGGAAGUAUAGGUGGGCCUUCACCAGCACUUGGACCGUCAUCCCAUGAUCACAUUAUUAAUAUAAAUGUUUCCGGAUUGAUAUUUCAAACUUAUGAGUCGACUUUAUCAAGGUAUCCAGCGACAUUACUUGGAAAUCCAAUAAAAAGGGAAAAAUUCUGGAAUGAAGACACUAAAGAAUAUUUCUUUGAUCGACACAGGACCAGUUUUGAGUCAAUUUUAUAUAUUUAUCAAAGUAAUGGAACAGUUAAACGACCUGAAACAGUACCAAUCGAGUUGUUCCUGAAAGAAAUGAGGUUUUUUGAGAUGGGUGAAGAAAUAAUGGAAUCUUUUUGGACAAAUGAAGGUUAUGAAAAACCAAAAGAAAUUAAAAUGCCUCGCAAUAAUUUACAACGACGUUUGUGGGAAUUGAUGGAAUAUCCGGAUUCAUCAUUGUCAGCGAGAGUUAUGGCACUUUUAUCAAUAUUCAUUAUCAUUGUAUCAAUAGUUUCAUUUUGUUUGGAAACCCUUCCCGAUUUUAAAGUCGAAACGGAUUCCGAUGAACCCUCUCGGAAAUGGUCUCAUCCAUUCUUUUGGAUUGAAUUCAUUUGUAUUAUAUGGUUUACUAUUGAAUUAUUACUGCGAUUUAUAAGUUGCCCUGGAAAGCUUGUAUUUAUGCGAUCAUUCCUCAACAUAAUUGAUUUUAUCGCUAUUGCACCUUUUUUUGUCAAUUUAUUUUGGACGGAUGCAACUAAAUCAGGUUCUUCAAUGUCUUUUGCAGUGCUUCGAGUCUUAAGACUGGUACGAGUUUUCAGGAUUUUCAAAUUAAGCAGGCAUUCAGUGGGUCUUCAAAUUCUUGGUAAAACGUUUCGUGCUUCUGUGCAGGAAUUUUGCCUUUUAAUAUUUUUUCUGGCAAUCGCUUUGGUUAUUUUUUCUAGCGGUGUUUAUUUUGCUGAGCAAAGUGAGCCGGAUACAAAAUUCACUUCUAUUCCAGCAUCAUUUUGGUUUGUUUUGGUGGGAUUGUAUGGCAAAUUGGUUGGAGGUAUAUGCGCAUUAAUAGGUGUUUUAACGCUCGCUCUACCAAUACCUAUCAUCGUAAAAUUUAUUUCUUUAUAA